Messenger RNA from Tricharina praecox, 1347 nucleotides. RefSeq lists its product as uncharacterized. Gene Ontology annotation, cellular component: fungal-type vacuole membrane. The record is from RefSeq and is a predicted model, not a curated record. Gene Ontology annotation, molecular function: phospholipid binding. Lineage: Eukaryota; Fungi; Ascomycota; Pezizomycetes; Pezizales; Pyronemataceae. The transcript is spliced from 3 exons. Gene Ontology annotation, biological process: vacuole fusion, non-autophagic. The coding region runs from base 1 to 1347 and encodes 448 amino acids.
AUGACCUCCACCCCCUCCCCCUCGCCCUUACCGUCGAGUCCGCACGCAGUGCACGCAGCGUUCCUACCGCCGAUCCCGCCAUCGCCGCCACGGUCCUUCGCGUCGACCAGCUUCCCCGCGGGGGGGUCGAUAAACCUUCCUGCGCCGCCGCUGCCGCCGCUGCCGGGACACUUCCUGACGCAGACGGAUGUCAAAGCGUCGAUUUCGGCGUACGAGAUGCUCGCGGACGCGGCGAAGGCUUACCGGAAGGCACUCGCCGUCCUCGCCCAGUCCGCAUCCGCGUUCGGCGCGGCGCUGGAAAUUUGCGCGAGAUGUAAGGGCGCGGGCGAUAAUGCAGACGGAAUGAUGGGUGCUGGGGGGCUGCAGUACCUCGUCGCCAGCAAUAUGCACAUCCUCUCGGAAAGUGUGUAUCGAGGCUUUGAGGUGCCGCUGCUGCACGAGCUGGAUAGCUACAAGGAGAAGAAUGCCGAGAAUGAGGAUCGGUACAAGAAGGAAGCUGAGGCUAAGAGUCGCGAGCUCAGGAAGAGGGAGCAGCAACAUCUUAAGCUUGCGCGGCAGAAGAAGAGGAGUAUGUGUGCACGGUUUACGCUGUAUCUGUCCGCGUUCCGAAGUGCUCUUGUGGAUCUAACGUAUCAGAUCGACGAGUUGGAGAACCUCAAAUACGGCCACUACCGAACGGCGCUGGACCUCUCCCAGGAGACCUCACUCAAGAUCCUCGACUACUCCGCACUCGUCGUCCGCGCCGAAAUCGAGGUGUUCGAGAAGAUCGCACAGAAGGGCUGGGACUCGUCCGGGGGUCUCGAGGAGUUGAUGACCCGCGCCGCAGACCCCUUCAAUACCGGCUACGGCAACAAUCCGGGCGACAACGGUGAGAUAUUCUCGAUCCUCCCAACGGAGAGUAUCCUGCCUAGCCCACACGGCGCGCUUUCCCGCGCCGGAUCCAUCUCCGGCACCAGUGGGAACACCGCGACCGAGGGGAAGUAUCAGAGCUUGAGUGCGGCGCUGAGCCAGAAUGGGGACUUUGAAGAUUAUGACGAUGAAGAUGCGAAUAGCAUCUUUUCCGGCGGAUUCACCGCUAAUCAUCCAGGGCCGAGCCAUAGUAAGAGCGGCGGUGGUGGCGGCGGCGGCGGCAUCGGUGGCGGUGGAAAGUUGGGACUGCCCGGGUUCUCGCCCACCAGUAGUGCCGGCUGGGGGAAUAUCGACCAGACGUCGUCCAAUAAUUCAGUUGCGGCACCACCAUCUACCGUCGACGAGCGGACGGAACCGAGGGAUGGAGAUGCAUGGCAAGAGUCGUCGGAAAGUGAAGAUGGAGAGAACCGGACACUGAGAAAUCAUUCCACGGAUUGA